Messenger RNA from Giardia duodenalis, 1062 nucleotides. Its product is annotated as Deoxynucleoside kinase. Bases 1 to 1062 code for a protein of 353 amino acids. Gene Ontology annotation, molecular function: deoxynucleoside kinase activity. NCBI's taxonomy places the organism in Eukaryota, Fornicata, Diplomonadida, Hexamitidae. The transcript has a single exon. The record is from RefSeq and is a predicted model, not a curated record. Gene Ontology annotation, cellular component: cytoplasm.
AUGAGCCUGUACUACGAGCCCCAGAACCAGCCCGGGACCGAGCUUGUCCGCCACUCGAGCCUCUACUACGACGUGUCCGAGGAGCUGCUCGAGGUGAACUCGAAGCUGUCCACUCUUCGCGGGUUGAGCCUGGCGCGGCACGCAUCCGUCAUCCCGCCGGCGUGCGUCGAUCCGCGCAUGAUUGUCGUCGACGGACCCAUCGGGGCCGGCAAGUCCCUCUUCUGCCGCCGCCUUGUCGAGCACGCCCAGGACAGCGGGCUGAAGGCAGUGGUCAUCGAGGAGGUUGUGGGGCUCGAGUGCUUCAGCGCGUACGGGAUCACGCUCGACGAGUAUUACAGGGACCCGCACGCCAACGCGUACCGCUUCCAGCUCGCCGUCACACAUGCUCUCGCAGACCAGCUCCUCGAGUACCGCUUCACGGACAAGUACAAGGACUACGACCUCGUCAUCUUCGACCGCUGGCUGCCCUCGACGAGUGCGUUCGUCCUUUUCCAGGUGCAGGAGGGCCAUAUUACGGGCCGCCAGGCGAUGUACCUCCACUACCUGAUCGACGUCUACAUGUCGUACGCGGGGAUCCUUCCGGCGACACACGUCCGCUUUGCGACGGACCCGCUGAUCUGUGCGCAGCGUAUCGUCCAGCGCGCUGCUGAGGAGGAACACCGCCAGUGCGAGGAGGACGCGCUCGGGGUCGUGAGUAAGACGAACGAGUUCCUCCUCAAGCACAAGGGCGUCUACACGCCGGUCUUCAACCUGAACCAUCCAGCGGACACCGAGUGGAGCAAGGCCUUCUCGGCGGGGAACCAGUUCUCGCUCGUCGCGGCCGCGAGGGUGACGCGCCAGUACGUUGUCGAGAAUACUCUCUUCCUCGGCGAGGACCGCCGCUACUUCGUCCAGAUCGGGAUGCGCAGGAUCAACGCGUUUGUCUUCUUCAACGAGCUCUGCGAUUGGACCGCAUAUGGGAGGUUCGUCAAUCCGUUCAAGCGCCGCAUGCAGAUGAUGGCCUUGUCGUUUGAUGAGUUCCAGGAGGUCCUUGCGCGCGACGAGGAGAGCAGCAUGGAGUAA